Entamoeba invadens IP1 is the source of this 2397-nucleotide messenger RNA. Its product is annotated as ubiquitination factor E4, putative. The coding region runs from base 1 to 2397 and encodes 798 amino acids. The record is from RefSeq and is a predicted model, not a curated record. Gene Ontology annotation, molecular function: ubiquitin-ubiquitin ligase activity. Gene Ontology annotation, biological process: protein polyubiquitination. NCBI's taxonomy places the organism in Eukaryota, Evosea, Mastigamoebida, Endamoebidae. Gene Ontology annotation, cellular component: nucleus; ubiquitin ligase complex; cytoplasm. The transcript has a single exon.
AUGAUAUGGAGAAUGGUUAAAGGUCAGAUGGGGAGGAGUAUAAUGAGAAGUAUUCAAGACCAUCCGGACAUGUUAGAAGUCGUCGAAGUCUUUUAUCAAUCGUUCUUACAACGUCUCAACACAACGAAAAUCACUUCAACGGAUUUACUCGACUUGUUUGCGUUUUUGUUGAGUUUAUUAAGCAACGAAGCGAUCGCAUUAAGCAUCACAUGUCAUAACAAUUUCUUGCCGGAGCAAAUGAAUAUAUUCGCGUUAAGAAAUACACUACUUGGGAAGGUGGUGAACAUCUUUUUGUUGGACUAUUUAAACGUCUACGGCGAUCCGUUUUCAAGAGACUUUGGAAAAGUCUUGAAGACGCUGAUGCCCCUUGCAGAGACCGGACAAAAGAUAUUUGGCGAUAUCAUUGCGGCUCUUUUGAAGUUCGAAGACAGCCAAGCGCAAACGUUUGAAUGGAUCAACUGCUUCUUUGAGAUAAACAAAGACAGAGCAAAACUGGAGUUUAAUAGAAACAAAGUGUAUUGCGACUCGUUACUUGGAUUUGUCUUUAGAAGCUUACAAUACACGUUUAAGAGUAUGUGCGAAAACUCCGAACACCCCGUAGUGAUGGACUAUACUUACUUCUUGGAGAAUGACGUAUUCAAUUUAUAUGAAUGUAGCUUGUGUCGUGCAACACCAAGUGACGUUGAGAAGUUUGUCUUUAAAAAAGGAGAAAAGACGAGUGUGAAUGAUUUUGAAAAGAUGAUCUAUCCCGUCCAGGACGAUACAAAAUUUCCACGCAAAACACAGCAAAGUAAUACACAAGCGGAGACUAAACUGUUCUUCUAUAUAUUGAAGUUGACACAAAUCUGUGUCACGCCGAUGCGAGAACAAAUCGACCAACUCCUUUCGAUCUACCCAAGAGCUGUCCAAGCAAGAGAUGGUAUUCAAGCUGGAUAUGCCAAACAAUUAAUCAUAUCCUCGGAUGCUCAAUGCCUGAAUUCAGUUGCGGUGUUGAGUAAUUCGUACUUCAUGGCGGAGUUGGUGAAGUUCUUUACAAAAUAUUUGCCCGAUGUGUUUGGUGUGAACUCAAAGAAACUUUCAUUCACGCCAUUUGUGUUGGCGUUUCUCCCGGAGUUUGUUGUGAGCAUUAUCACAGACUAUGUUGGAAUGUGUUUGAAUCUGGAAGCAAAUGGAAUGAGUGUUGGAGCAUUCCCUCCAAAUUUGGAUGUCGUCAUCUGUUCAUAUUUGUCUUCGUCCAACUUGUGUAAAAAUCCAUUUUUAAGGUGUGAGUUGGGUGAGUUAUUUGUCGUGUCCAUAAUUCAACACGAGGAAGUGUUUAAAUCACCACACGACCUUUUACUCACCGAUUUUUCUAAAGCAAAUGUUGUGUUCUCGUUAUUGUGUUUUUACGUCGACUGCGAGAAGACGGGAAGUCACACGCAGUACUACGAUAAGAUCAAUUGGAGAAGACUGAUACAGAACUGCUUUAUCAAAUUGUGGAAGUACACAACUUACCAACAAAAUAUCAUUAAAAUAUUUGAUUCGAAUGAUCAAAGAGUGUUUCCCGCAUUUGUUCAGCACAUCGUUUCCGACACCAAUUUGAUGCUGGAAGAUUCGUUGCUUAAAUUGGCUGACAUCAAAAACGUUGAGGACAAACGUGCUGAUAAAGUGGAUUGGGAAAGAAUGAGCGAAGAAGGGCGAAAUGACUUGCUGCGAAGUGCUGAUGAGAAUGGGAGACAAGUCAAGAAUUUGUUUUCACUUGCGGAGUCUUCUUUCCAAUUCUUAAAGUUGGUUAUUGAGAAGACACAAGUCCCAUUUUUGGAUCCAUUAGUUAUAAACGAUGUGGCAGCGUGUUUCAACUACUUCUUAUCGUGCAUUGUUGGCGAAAGGUCUGGAGAAUAUAAAGUGUCGAAUUUGGAGCAAUACAACUUCCAUCCGAAAACCCUUCUCAAUUUCUUUUUUGACAUCUUCCUUUAUCUUGGAAGGCACGACAAUUUCAUUGCAGCAAUUUGCGAGGAUACAAGGUCGUUUAAAGAAAGAACAUUUGAAGCCGCAUUGGCGUCAAUAGAAUACAUUCAAUCGAGAAGUCCAAGUGAGUUAAAGGAGUUCCGACAAUUGGUCGAGAAGAUCAAAGGAUAUUCAUCGAAGGAUAUUUACGCAAUUGUAGAGGAAAAGAUGGGUCUUGACAUUCCAGAAGAGUUCUGCGACACUAUUAUGGGCACUUUAAUGAAAGACCCCGUCGAGUUACCAAAUAGUCACGUCAUUGUCGAUAGAACUACAAUAGUCAAACAUUUGAUGAAUUCCAAAGAAGACCCAUAUGACAGAACACCAUUGGAAUUAUCAAUGGUUAUACCUCUUCCCGAGCUCAAGAAAAAAAUCGACACAUUUGUCAAAGAACAAUACGCCAAAUUGAAGUGA